AUGACCGCCCACCUCCCCGACAUCCCCUUCCCCUCCACCAUCGCCGAGCCCGGCUCCUCUCCCGCUUCCUCCAACGGCAGAGGCCCCUCUGAAAUGUGCUUCUUCAUCGAGUACAUCCGGCAAUGUCGCAUCCUCGGCGAGAUCCUCUCCCACGUUUACCAGCCCUCGGCCGGUGGACAACAACCAACCCAAACCCAAAACCCUCAUCAACAGCAUCAACAACACGGCCUGGGUUUAGGGCAGGGAAUGGGAGGACAGGGACAACAGUCGUGGUUUGGUCGGGAAACACACGGGAUGGAUGCUAUUCUAGGGUUGGAUGCUAAAUUGACCCGGUAUGAGACGGAGUUGCCAGCGAUUAUGUCGUGGAAGGCGCCGUGUGAUAUUAGUGGGUUGGAUGCGGAGCGGAAGUUGAUUAUUGCCACGCAGCGGACUGUUCUUCGUGGGAGCUUCCUCUACCUCCGCCUAAUGCUCCACCGGCCCAUCCUAACCCAACUCUGCGCCAACACCGAAAGCACCUCAAGUCCCACAAACCAAACCACCACCGCAACCUCCACCGGUUCAGGGCCAGGAACAGGAACAGAAGCACCCAGCUCACCGUUACUCCUCCGCACGGGAAGUGCAGCAGUCUCGGCCGGGCGGGAACUGUUUACGUCGUUCGCAGCGGGGUGUGCCAAGAUCUGCUUGGGCGCGGCCGUGGAUUUGAUUGAGUUGGUGCAUAGUACUUAUUUGACGAAUACGUCGGGCGGGUGGUGGUGGGAUGGGUUGUACGCCUUCACAGCCGGCCUGGCCGUCAUCGUCGGCUAUCUCUCGCCCUCACUGCUUGCGUCGAUGGACAAACAACGGCUGGAACGGUCGUGGAUGCGGUGUCAGGAGAUUCUGGCGCAUUUUACCUCGUUUAGUGUAUCUGCGCAGCGGUCGUUGAGGUUGUUGCAAAAGGUGCAUGGGGAUGUUAUGUCGCGGUGUUCUGACCAAGAACUACCCCUGGGACUCCCAGCCAUGUCAGCGGGACCCAUCGGCCCCGGCGAGGCCGCGAUGGCGGGACAGCAGGCGGGGUUUCACAUGAACCCGGAGGAUAUGCCGCUGGACUUGGGCAGUGGGUUUCAGUGGCAGAUGCCGGGGUCGGAUAUGAUGGGGGCGGGGCUGGUGUUCAAUUGGGAUCAGUCGUUGGAUAUGAUUUCCGGAGGGUUGGGGAUGGAUUUGUAUCCGUGA
Dichotomopilus funicola is the source of this 1209-nucleotide messenger RNA. RefSeq lists its product as uncharacterized. Gene Ontology annotation, molecular function: RNA polymerase II cis-regulatory region sequence-specific DNA binding; DNA-binding transcription factor activity, RNA polymerase II-specific. NCBI's taxonomy places the organism in Eukaryota, Fungi, Ascomycota, Sordariomycetes, Sordariales, Chaetomiaceae. The transcript is spliced from 4 exons. Gene Ontology annotation, biological process: positive regulation of transcription from RNA polymerase II promoter by galactose. Gene Ontology annotation, cellular component: nucleus. Bases 1 to 1209 code for a protein of 402 amino acids. The record is from RefSeq and is a predicted model, not a curated record.